AUGCGGCGCAUCGUGCGCAGGUCGUUGCCGAACGAGUUGCCCCACGGGAAGAAGCUGUGGCGGUUGUACGGCGUGAGGAUCGACAUGGCGCGGGCGUCGGGGGUGUGA
Molecule: messenger RNA, 108 nt
Organism: Chondrus crispus (carragheen)
Lineage: Eukaryota; Rhodophyta; Florideophyceae; Gigartinales; Gigartinaceae
Exons: 1
Coding region: 1-108 (35 amino acids)
Source: RefSeq, a predicted model, not a curated record